AUGCCUGGCUCGUCGCGACUCCCCGUCAGUCUCCGCGAGACGUUCAAUGCGCGCACUCGCUCCGUGAGGGGCCAGCAGCUUGCGGCGCUGAAUGUGGACCUGCUGCGGAACAUUGUCUUCAUACUCUUCGUACUCAGAUGGACCCGCAAGCUCUUCUACCAGCUCAAGGGCCGCGGUAUAAGUGGAUCCGUCGUCGAUGUUUACACCUCCAUUCGGCGCACCCUCUAUGGCGUCUUCCUCCAGCUUCCAGGCGUCCGUACAAAAGUCCAAACCCAGAUCGCCGAGUCGAUACUAAAGCUUGAGCGCAAGCUGGUCCCUUCCGGUCCCGGAGUUGAGCGCAUUACUGCGCUACCAGCUGAGGGAUGGAGCGAGGAGGACGUGCGGCAGAAGCUGGAUGAGCUGGCGCAGAUGGAGCACACGAGAUGGGAAGAUGGGAGAGUCAGUGGAGCGGUAUACCAUGGUGGGGAUGAGUUGAUGCGGCUGCAGACGGAGGCGUUUGGCAAGUUUACCGUUGCAAACCCAAUCCAUCCGGAUGUAUUCCCUGGUGUGAGGAAGAUGGAAGCAGAGAUUGUGGCCAUGGUUCUGUCGCUCUUCAAUGCGCCCGAGGGCGCUUGCGGUGUUACCACCAGUGGCGGUACUGAGUCCAUCCUCAUGGCGUGUCUGUCUGCGCGCAACAAAGCAUAUCAAGAACGCGCCGUCACGGAGCCGGAGAUGAUUUUACCAGAGACGGCACAUACGGCUUUUCGCAAAGCGUGCGAAUACUUCAAAAUUAAGCUACACCUGGUAGCGUGCAAAGCACCCGCAUACAAAGUCGACUUGCGCGCAGUCUCGCGCCUCAUCAACCCGAACACUAUCCUCCUUGUAGGCUCAGCUCCUAAUUUUCCUCAUGGUAUCAUCGACGACAUCUCAGGUCUCUCCAGGCUAGCGCACAAGAAGAAGCUCCCGCUCCACGUCGACUGCUGCCUCGGCUCCUUCAUCAUCCCCAUGCUUCCCAAGGCAGGCUUCGAGUUCGAGCCUUUUGACUUCAAGCUCAAGGGCGUGACCAGCAUUUCCUGCGACACACACAAGUACGGCUUCGCCCCCAAGGGCAACAGUACCGUCCUAUACCGCUCUGACGCCUACCGCAAAUACCAAUAUUUCAUCAGCCCGGACUGGUCCGGCGGCGUCUACGCCUCCCCCUCCAUCGCGGGCUCGCGACCUGGUGCCUUGAUUGCAGGCUGCUGGGCCUCCCUCGUCAAGCAAGGCCAAAACGGCUAUAUCGACGCAUGCCAUAAAAUUGUUGGCUCCAUGAAAAAAAUCGAAUCCGCAAUUCGCGAGAAACCCGAGCUGUCGUCCGACUUGAAAGUUGUAGGCCGCCCGCUCGUCUCCGUCGUCGCGUUCCUCUCUCCCUCCCUCGACAUCUAUGACAUCGCCGAUGGCAUGAAUGCAAAGGGUUGGCAUCUCAAUGCGCUGCAAUCCCCGCCGGCGAUCCACAUCGCUGUCACUUUACCCAUCGUGGCUGUCGCGGACCAGCUUAUUGCAGAUUUGGUGGAGGUUGUGGAGGGGGUGAAGGAGGAGGAGAGAAAGAGGAUGGCUGAGGGCAAGGGGGCGAAGGGCGCGGUCAAGGGAGACACUGCGGCUUUGUAUGGGGUUGCGGGGAGUUUACCGAAUAAAAGUGUGGUUGUGGAUUUGGCGAAGGGUUUUUUGGACACGUUAUAUAAGGUGUAG
Didymosphaeria variabile is the source of this 1707-nucleotide messenger RNA. It is a transcript of the gene DPL1, whose product is annotated as Dihydrosphingosine phosphate lyase. The coding region runs from base 1 to 1707 and encodes 568 amino acids. Gene Ontology annotation, cellular component: endoplasmic reticulum. Gene Ontology annotation, biological process: sphingolipid catabolic process; carboxylic acid metabolic process. Gene Ontology annotation, molecular function: pyridoxal phosphate binding; sphinganine-1-phosphate aldolase activity. The record is from RefSeq and is a predicted model, not a curated record. NCBI's taxonomy places the organism in Eukaryota, Fungi, Ascomycota, Dothideomycetes, Pleosporales, Didymosphaeriaceae. The transcript has 2 exons.